Molecule: messenger RNA, 906 nt
Organism: Aspergillus mulundensis
Lineage: Eukaryota; Fungi; Ascomycota; Eurotiomycetes; Eurotiales; Aspergillaceae
Exons: 2
Coding region: 1-906 (301 amino acids)
Source: RefSeq, a predicted model, not a curated record
AUGGCUCUGGGUCCAGGUCAAGUCGCCGACGGUGGUGGGCCCGCUGUCUGGAAUGAGAUAGGUGAUGCGGAUGAUGCUGGCAACGCAUACACUGCUCUGGUUAGCCUACGUCGGCUAAGGGUCGUGAAUCCUAUAAGGAGACGGGAGGGAAGACACAUACAAGCCGCCCAAGAAGAAGACGCCCAGCACAAGGAACUUCUGCGACCUCUGCAUAUGCAGGCGCCACACGAGCGGAAUGGGUAUGACGAGGAGCAUCACGUCGAGGAAAGCAUUGAGCGCAGCGUUUGGGACGGAGAAUCUGAAGCCGGAGACGGCGCCAAUGCAGCCGGGGGUGAGCACGUAGAGGUCCGAUGUGGUUUGUCCUGCGCGCAGGAGGUAGUACCGCAGGAACGGGGAUGGCGGACGGAUGCAGACAAACUCAACGACGAUGCUGGAGAUGUAGUAGCAGACGUUCAGAAUGAGGCAGAGGUAGAGGAUCCAGGUCAUGCCGAAGAUGCGGCGGUAGAGGAAGAUGAUGGAGAGCUUGACGAGGAGGAUGGUGUGGAAGAAGGCGAUGAAGCUGGUGAAGAUGAUCUUGCGUCCAGGUUAGCGAGGAAGCCAGCAGAGUCCCUACACCACCAUCUCCAUGAUGUGGGCGCCUCGUCCCUGUUCCAGAACGUGACGAGUCAAGGCCGAAUCCCCCCAGUCCAACCCCGGCCCAUUGAAGAGCUGCGAGCUGCGCGGACAUCCUCCUCCACGAGUGGCGAGUGGCUUCUCCCGUGGCGGCCUCGAGGCCUCCUUUUAUGGUUUGCCGGCCUGGCGAACAAAGAAGUGGACGGGCUGGGAUCCGUCGGACAGGACGGACUUUCCCACGGCUCAGGGGGUGCUGGCGCCCUCUUUUGGCUCGAAUACGCGACCCGUGCCUAA